AUGAUUCAAUAUCUUCCUAACGAAUUACAUAUUCAAAUUUUAUUUUAUGUUGCUAAUGAAACAAACUUUGAAAAAUUUUGCUCUCUACGAACCGUUUGCAAAAAGUGGAGCUCAUUUGUUCCUUUAGUAACUCAUGAAGUUGUUAUCUCUAGACUAAAUUCUGACUGGAACGAGACCAAAUGGUCCAAAAAAUUACCACCAACAUAUUGUGAUUCCACAAAGACUUUUACCUUUCUAUUCGAUAAUACCGACGGUACCAUUAAAUCUUGCAAUAAUUACGAAGAAUCAGGCAUAAAUAAAAUCAAUUUUAUAGCCUAUGUAGAAAGGAGUGAAGAUAUAGUAAGUUCAAUUAAACUUGGUGCUAAAUUCGGUGAAUUGGCUUUUCCUGAAUUUAAAAAUGUUGAUAUAUAUAAAUAUGAAUUCGAUCACCAAAAUAACGUAUGUUUUAAACGGGAGUCUGAAGUUGAUGAGAAGGGUGAGAGUACUAGUAGCGUAAGACUUUAUAGUUUUACUAUUGCAGCUUGGAAACUUUAUUAUAUUUUAGAUUGUCUUAAAUUUGAUCGGGAUUUCAAUAUCAUUAUGAGAGAAUUCGAUAUAGGUGCUGUGUUAGGAGUAGGAGUGCUUUAUGCUGCUCCCGAUGAUGAUUAG
Dentiscutata erythropus is the source of this 648-nucleotide messenger RNA. Lineage: Eukaryota; Fungi; Glomeromycota; Glomeromycetes; Diversisporales; Gigasporaceae. The record is from the annotation of a GenBank genome assembly.